GUGUUGCAGAGGCCCAGCUGGAACCAGCUUGUGGCCAACUGGCCCCCUCCACUCGAAUUGUGGGAGGUUCAGAGGCAGAGACAGGUACCUGGCCAUGGAUGGCAAGCCUGCAGCUCAUAGACUCGCAUGUUUGUGGGGGGACCCUCAUUUCCUCAAGCUGGGUCCUCACGGCUGCACAUUGCUUUGACAGUGGUCUCACGGAUCCCUCUCUGUAUGCCGUCCUGCUGGGUGCUUACAGACUCCUAAACCCUCACCCUGGAUCAGUGUUAGUCCCUGUGAAGACCAUCAUUAUCCACUCCAACUACUCAGAUCAUAGGACUGGCAAUGACAUUGCCCUUCUGGAACUGGAACGCCCCGUCAGAUUCACUGAUCGCAUCCAGCCUGCCUGUAUUCCAGGACGCUCCAUUGUCUUCCCUCCCAGGAUGGGGUGCUGGGUUGCAGGUUGGGGGAGCAUCAAGCAAAAUG
Messenger RNA from Gekko japonicus, 465 nucleotides. RefSeq names its product serine protease 27-like. Gene Ontology annotation, biological process: proteolysis. The record is from RefSeq and is a predicted model, not a curated record. The transcript has 3 exons. Gene Ontology annotation, molecular function: serine-type endopeptidase activity. The annotation marks the transcript as partial. Lineage: Eukaryota; Metazoa; Chordata; Lepidosauria; Squamata; Gekkonidae.